CAGAAGCGCGAGUGAAUGAUAACAGAUACAAAUCAAAUGUAUAUAUAUAGCAUAAAACUGUCCUUGGGAAUCGUAGCAAAAAUAGCAUACUAAAAAUACAUAACGAACCAAUAGCGCUAAAGGUUCUCCCAAGUGGGUAAUACCACAUGAAGGUGAAAAGUGCGCUUCUAGAGCGAAAACAAGGAAAUUCAAAUUUCCAGAAUAAAAUUACAAAAUUAAGGCAUUUACCAAGUGAGUUCUGGGGAUCUAACAUUCCCGACAGUAAGUAACUGUCUUACACUCAACAUGAUUGAAAUCAACUGUUCACAGCUUCUCGUUAGAACUAUGAAAAUCGCCUCUUGAAAUUAGUCACUAAUGAAUACGAGGUCUUUAUGAGGUUAGAAAUAUAUCAGGUUAGACAUUCGCCACUAAAUUUGAUGGUUUUGGGUUCGAAACCUGAUGAAAUUUCUAGUGCGCAUUAUUAACAUGUCUCAUACUAGAACAGGGAAACUGUCUGUUCAUUGGCUGUUUAACUGUUGGGAUGUGUUCUGCUUGAUUGGUAUAUAAACAGAGUAUGCUUGAAAUAUAACGAUUCAUAUCUCAGAGGCUGAGACUUGCGUUCUGGACUUAACUGGCUGGGCUAGACAGGGAAGCGGGGCCAAUCAGAACUGUGGGCCAUUCUUACGUGUUUACGCGUCUUUGGUCUGGUCGAUAAUAAACUGCCCUCUAAUCAGCAGUCCACAAGUAUAACAUUAACUGAGGUCAAUUUGUGAUAUAAACUAUAAAAUCUAACAAUCUCUAAAGAUGUUUUACAUUAAUAAUAACAAUAAUUCGGUUACAAUAUACGAACACCAAUUUAUUUAUUGGUAGAAUGACCGACCAUUCAUUCAAUAAAUAUAUAAACAAAAUUAAGAACCAUUCAUAUUUUAGUUAUAAUAUUCUAUAGAUCAAAUGUAUGAUUUUUAAACUAUACCAUUAUAUUCUGUAGUCAAGGAUGAAUAAUUUUGAAACUGUUUUCAUUAGAUUAAACCAUGUUAAUAAUAUGAAGAAUUGGAUUUAUCAAUGGAUUAUAUAUUUAUUAAUUUACAAUAUUGUCAUUCCAUGUCAAACUAAUGAAAUUUACAAUACGACAUUUAAUCAAGCAUUAACUUGUAAUUCAUUACUUACAAGUAAUGUAUUACAAUAUUAUAUGGAACAAUUAUUAACUCAUUAUGGUAACGAUAGUGCAUACAUAAUUGGUAAUCCAAUCAAAUUUGGUACUGCUGAAUUUUUCGACAUAAGAAUUAGUGGUUUAUCUGCUGUACAAUUCUCAGAACCAGUUGAUAUUAUUGAUCUACCAUCAGGAAACAUACGAAUGAUAUUUCCGUUAUUAUUUGACUAUCUUGUUAUAAAUGGUAAAAUGAAAAUGAUCAUGUUUGCUACUAAACCUCGGUCAGUUGAAAUUAAAAUUAAAUCAAUCAAAAUAUAUUUGGAUUUACUACUUAUACAACCAAUGGACAAUGAUUUAUUAUUACCAAUUCGUGUGAACAAAGUUACUGUUAUCCAUUGGAAUAAUCUUCGAUUUGAUAGUAAAGGUGUUUUUACAAUCUUUUUUAAAAUGUUCAAUCAAUUUCGUUUAUAUGAUGGUAUCAUUAAACGUUCAAUUGAAAAAGAAAUUUAUCAACAAAUUGAAAGAUCAUUAAAUUCAUUUUUUAAUCAUUAAAAAAAGGAAUAGAAGUCAAUUGUUUAUAUUUAUUUCAUUGUAAAAUUGAAUAAUUUUAUUUUGUUUUAUUAAUUAGUAAUUGAAAUCAAUAUUAUAUAGUUGUAAGUUCUAUUUAAGCAAUAGAGUUAGACAAGAUUGCACAAUCUCAACAUUCCACUUGAAUUUUGUUAUUGAUAACGUUCUGGUAACAGUUUUGAUUGAUGUAGAAAAUGGUAGUGUGGAUUUAUUGUUUAGAGAAAGACUUCUUUACUUUAAGUAUGCAGGUGAUACCCAAGUCAUACAAUCCGCACUUAAUCAGUUGGCAAUUAGUGCCUGUAGGUAUGGUAUAUGCUUUGCACAUUCCCGGUGCAAAGUUCGUGUAUAUGUGUAGUUGCAUAAGUACUGGUGGUGGUGUGAGUGAUGAGAUCAAUUCACGUAUAGUGAAAGUCAAAGUGGCCUAUGCUAAUCUGGGUCAUCUUUGGCGCCCUCGUUCUGUCAGAUUGGCUGUAAAAUCUGAAUCUAUAACACGUCAGUGAGAGCGGUUUUGUUCUAUGGUUGUGAAACCUGGCGUCAUCAAGUUGAGAAUGUUAGACUACUCUUUGUGUUUGAUUAUCGUUGUCUCCGAAGCAUUGCUGCCAUCCAGUGACAAUACCAUGUAAGUAAUGCAAAGGUUCGGCAUCGUGUGUUUGGGUAUAGCGACGGUAAUUAAAUUUCUAUCACUAUCUUGGAACAUCAACUUCGGUGUCUUGGACAUGGCUUACGAAUGUCGUCCCAGCUAGUUCCACAUCGUGCAUCAUUUGCUGACUCUGUGACCGGUUGAAAAAACAGAGAGGUGGUCAGUGUACGACAUGGUGUCGUGAUACGAAAGAAAUCUGUACAGGACUGGCUUCGGUUGGUCCUUGACGAUUCCCUGGUUGGGGUCCUAGAGAUGGUGCGACAUAGUGGCUAGAGACGUUAUCAGAUAUGGCUCAGAAUAGAAGCCAGUUGCCAUCCUGCUGUAACUUUAUUUUACUUUUUCCAUAAAAAAUAGACGUAUCUUCUUUAACUGGAGGAAAUUUUCUAGUUGUACAUAUGAAGACGGCCCACGAGUGAACUCGAGGAAGCUGUAGGAGGCUCAGAAGGAGCCGUAGAUAUUCCACCCAAUCACCUUUUGGAAGAAUAUUCUAGAAUCCCUACGUGUAGCUUCCCGAUUGGAUAAUGCUAAUAACCCCCUGUAUGUGGAUUGGAGGACUGUAAUGAUGAUUUCGUUUUUACUAAAAACUAUUAGUACCUGACAAUUUUGUAUUGUAAUUGACACUGUCUGGGAAAAAUAUCCCUUUCAUUAGUCUUCUGUCUUCUCAUUGCGACUUGCAAGGGUUUUGGCGUUCUAGUGCUCACGUUAUACGCGGUAUAUCAAGAACAACCUUCUAGAUAUAACAGUACAUUUUCUGACUGAACUGCUUUUCCCAUUAUUAUAACUUCACUCUCAUACACUAAUUUCUGUUCGUUAUUGUUCCCAUUUUUCUUAUACGCACCAUACAUUCUCUAUCUCUUCACAUUCUCAUUGUUACUGUGUGGCGCAUGUAUUUGAUGCUCCUUUAUACCAAUAUAUAUGUGUUCAAACAAAUAAAUGUAUAUUUGUAAAAUAAAUAAUUUGUAUUCAAGUAAUUUUACGUUUCUUUCGUGCGUCGUUUUGUUUUUCGAGUUUUUCUCAUUUAUGUUACCUGGUAGUGUAGGAGAGACUUCCGUCUACUAACAAAAAUGACGAGUAUACUGCUUAGCAGUUAGCUUUCUCUUCUAUUUUAUGAGUGAGAAAUUCGACAUUUAGAAAGGAUAAUAAUAAUAAUAAUAAUAACAGGUGAGACUAUAAUUUAUAGACUAACCAAUCAGAUAUAAAAUAAUGAGUCUCGUUUUUGGCACGAAAUUCAUCCACACAUUUGGCUAAAUAAAUUUUUGGCAUUAUAGCUGAUGUCAGUUCGUGAUGAAAACCCUAAAUCUAAUUUUUAACCCUAACAAUCAACUGUAAAUGAGAAUUCUAACUGCUUUAUAAUCCUCACUUAGUCCUAUUCAGUAGGCGUCCACUCUCAAGGUCACUUCAGCGUCGCUCAAAG
Molecule: messenger RNA, 3750 nt
Organism: Schistosoma haematobium
Lineage: Eukaryota; Metazoa; Platyhelminthes; Trematoda; Strigeidida; Schistosomatidae
Exons: 3
Coding region: 974-1681 (235 amino acids)
Source: RefSeq, a predicted model, not a curated record